AGAUGUUGCGGCGGCGAUGUAGCUUCAGAUCCCGCGGCGACUCGCCUCAUACGUGAUUUCAGAGACCUGUUCUCUGACCCAGAGCAAGAAGAAAGACCAUCGAGCUCCAUCAUCAUCGUCAAUAGUCAUCUUCAAUCGCCAAUCGCCACCGUCGAUGCGAAUAAGCUCAACUGCACCUUCUUCCCACCAAUGGCCCCUGCAUCUUGUCAUCUUCAAUGUCGUUGGGGUCCCCGCUUGCUUCAACACCACCGCCGACAAGAUGAUGGUCUUCCUCUUCCCUUGUUCUUUGAUUACCUUGUCGGAGGAGGAAGCAAGAAUCUGAAUCGUGGGCCUUUUAGAGUGCUAGGAGAGAAGAGAAGAAGAUUAGGG
Linum tenue is the source of this 369-nucleotide messenger RNA. Lineage: Eukaryota; Viridiplantae; Streptophyta; Magnoliopsida; Malpighiales; Linaceae. The record is from the annotation of a GenBank genome assembly.